UCCUGAUUCAAUUUUAAAUCCAAAAUGGGUAAGAAGUCAAUCAGUGAGGCAGAUAAUUCUGUAGUUUCUGAAGGAGAGAAGGAAAAUGGUCAAAGUUAUGAGGAAAAGUUAAGCUUUGUUAGUGCCAUAGCCUCUCCUAUGGCUUCUAAAAAGCUAACUAAGAAGCUCUACAAAGUUAUUAAAAAGGCCUCCAAACAUAAGACAUACGUACGUAAUGGAUUGAAAGAUGUGCAGGCUAGGAUUCGCAAAGGUGAAACUGGUAUCGUUAUUUUUGCUGGGGAUGUAUCCCCAAUUGAAAUUAUGUGUCACAUGCCUGCAGUUUGCGAAGAUAAAGAUAUUCCGUAUUGUUACACUCCUGCCAAGUCUGACAUAGGAGCUGCCAUGGGCGUGAAGAGAGCAUCUGUGAUGGUUCUCGUCCGACCUCAUGAUGAUUACAAAGAACUAUAUGAUGAAUGCUACGAGGAGAUGAAACACCUUCCUCAUCCACUCUAAUAGUAAGAUUCUAUUUUUAUUUUCAUUGUUUUAAAUGGGAAGAGUAUUGAUAGUUUUGUAUUUUGUUUUGCAAUGUGACAGAACAGUUGAAAAUUACCAACAAUUUUGUUUCUAUCUUUAUCUGAGCAUUUCUUUAGCUCUUAAGAUAAUCAAUUUCAUUUUAUUUUAUUAAUGACCGGUUGUUUUUUGUCAUAAAGGAGUACUGAUUUAAGUUUAGUUUAAAUAUGCUUUUGCAAAUCUAUUCCUUUUUGUAUUAUCCUAUAAUAUUUUGAUAGGUUUUGUACUUUGUAAAAUUAUCUGGCAUAUCUAGACCAUUACAAUCAAAAGAAUGUUUUGAUUUGGAUGUUAACUAUAUUUGGUGUGUGAUGGUGUAGUGACAGGUCAUUAAAAAAUAUGACAUAAAUUA
Messenger RNA from Frankliniella occidentalis (western flower thrips), 898 nucleotides. It is a transcript of the gene NHP2, whose product is annotated as H/ACA ribonucleoprotein complex subunit 2-like protein. The transcript is spliced from 3 exons. Bases 25 to 492 code for a protein of 155 amino acids. Gene Ontology annotation, molecular function: box H/ACA snoRNA binding. Gene Ontology annotation, biological process: rRNA pseudouridine synthesis; snRNA pseudouridine synthesis. Lineage: Eukaryota; Metazoa; Arthropoda; Insecta; Thysanoptera; Thripidae. Gene Ontology annotation, cellular component: box H/ACA snoRNP complex. The record is from RefSeq and is a predicted model, not a curated record.